AGAGAGCAUCUUGGAUCCGCCACGCUGGAGUUGGAGCUCGAGUUCCGUGCGGCCGGAGGGCAGCGGCUCCUCCCGGCCGGCCCCGGGGCAGAGAAUGAGCCCGAAGCCUUGGCGUCUCGGCGGAAAGGCGGUGCCCAGAACGUGCUGCGCUGGUUCACCACCGUGGUGCUGUGUGCCGCCUUCCUGGGGCUGGGACUGAGUGUUGCUAUCCUGGGACCCACCUUUCCAGAUUUGGCAAGGAAUGUGAACCGAAACAUCAGCAGUCUCUCUUUCAUUUUUGUGGGCCGUGCCUCAGGAUAUUUGUGUGGCUCUAUGAUCGGAGGAGUUCUUUUUGAGUGUAUAAAUCAUUUUUUACUUUUGGGGGUGUCACUUUCUGCUACCACAGUGGGUCUUUAUCUUACUCCAUUCUGCAGGACAGCGGUCUUACUGGUUGUCAUGAUGUCUGUCUUUGGUAUUUCAAUGGGCAUUCUGGAUACAGGUGGGAACGUCCUCAUCUUGGCUCUUUGGGGUGACAAAGGAGCUCCCCACAUGCAGGCCUUGCACUUCAGUUUCGCCUUGGGUGCCUUCCUGGCUCCUCUGCUGGCUAAACUGGCCUGGGGGACGACAGCAUCCGCUCAGAACCACACAGAGACAGACUUGGUCCCUCUGAUGCUGAACCGAUCCUCUGGAGCCACCUCAGACUCUCUGUUUGCAGCGCCUGAGGACGUGAACCUGCUGUGGGCAUACGCUUCCAUCGGCACCUAUGUCUUAGUAGUCUCUGUCUUUCUGUUUGGUCUGUUUUGUAAGAAACACUCAAAGCAGGAAAAAUCCACAGCAUCUGCUCAGGAAGCUCGAAGAGCUAAAUAUCACUGGGCCCUGCUCUGUCUCCUCUUCCUCUUCUUCUUCUUCUACGUUGGAGCUGAGGUGACCUACGGCUCUUAUGUUUUCUCAUUUGCCACCACCCAUGUUGGCAUGAAAGAAAGUGAAGCAGCCGGCUUGAACUCCGUCUUCUGGGGGACCUUUGCAGCCUGCAGGGGCCUGGCCAUCUUUUUUGCGACAUUCCUACAGCCUGGAACCAUGAUCGUAUUGAGUAACAUUGGCAGUCUGACCUCAUCUUUCUUCCUGGUCCUUUUUGACAAGAGCCCUCUUUGUCUCUGGAUCGCAACUUCUGUGUACGGAGCCUCGAUGGCAGCCACAUUUCCCAGUGGAGUUUCCUGGAUCGAGCAGUACACCACCUUAACUGGGAAAUCUGCAGCAUUCUUUGUAAUCGGUGCCGCCCUGGGAGAAAUGGCGAUACCUGGAGUCAUCGGAAUUCUUCAGGGACACUACCCCGAUCUGCCUGUUGUUCUGUACACGGGGCUGGGGUCAGCCAUGUUCACUGCGGUUUUGUUUCCUGUGAUGUAUAAAUUAGCCACCUUACCUCUGGGUCACCAGCCAAAAGGAAGAAAGAGUGAGGACCAGAGAGCUUUGCUUUCCAGCUCUGAGCUCAAUGACUGUGAAGAAGAGCAUGAGGAGGAAGAUGCAGAAAAAUGGAACGAAAUGGAUUUUGAAGUGGUUGAAAUGAGUGACCCAGUGCAGGAGUCUGGAAGGGACACAUCUAGAGAAGCCCCGAUGGAGCCCACCCCUGAGGUCUCCAAUCAGUUCCUCUCAAAUGCAUACUUUUCAGUCAAUAGCAGCAACUCUCUCAGGAAUCACCAGGACAAAAGGGACUGACAGUCAGGAGAUGAAUUACUGAAUGACUUCAUUGAGUCAUCAGCC
Messenger RNA from Peromyscus eremicus (cactus mouse), 1737 nucleotides. Its product is annotated as sodium-dependent glucose transporter 1C. Bases 313 to 1692 code for a protein of 459 amino acids. The transcript has 4 exons. The record is from RefSeq and is a predicted model, not a curated record. NCBI's taxonomy places the organism in Eukaryota, Metazoa, Chordata, Mammalia, Rodentia, Cricetidae.